Molecule: messenger RNA, 2771 nt
Organism: Mercenaria mercenaria
Lineage: Eukaryota; Metazoa; Mollusca; Bivalvia; Venerida; Veneridae
Product: protein TFG-like
Exons: 13
Coding region: 127-1617 (496 amino acids)
Biological process (GO): COPII vesicle coat assembly; endoplasmic reticulum to Golgi vesicle-mediated transport
Cellular component (GO): endoplasmic reticulum exit site
Molecular function (GO): identical protein binding
Source: RefSeq, a predicted model, not a curated record
ACAGACGCUUUCUUUCAGCAAGCGCAUAAUCGACGCCGCCGCCACAUCAGAAACAACAAUUUGUCUCGUUUAGAAAAUAAAUAUAAAUCUUGAUUAUUAUUGCUGUAUACCGAAGAACAAAAAAAGAUGAAUGAACCAGGAAUAGACCUGACAGGGAAGUUGAUAAUAAAAGUAGCACUUGGGGAUGAUAUACGGAGAAUCUUGAUCACAAACGAAGACAUUACUUAUGAUGAACUUGUUCUUAUGAUGCAGCGAGUCUACAGGGGCAAACUGAGCUCAAAUGAUGACAUAAUGAUUAAAUAUAAGGAUGAAGAUAAUGAUUUAAUAACCAUAUUUGACAGCUCGGACCUCAACUUUGCCAUACAGUGUAGUAGAAUUUUAAAAAUAACCUUAUUUGAUACAGCCGUUGACACCGAACUAAAUGGUAAACCAGAACCUUUACAGACAGAUGAAAUAAAGAUGAUAAAAUCUGAGUUAAAACAUAUUCGAGAAAGAUGUAAUCAGCUAUUAGAUAAACUAGAUGACAGACAGCCAUAUGAUGCUUCUAGCACGACAGUAGAUAGUAGCUCUUCUAAAGUUGUACCACCAAAAAUUUCUGAGAGUCCACAGAGAGCAUCGCCAAGACCUAGUGCUGUGCCGCAGACGAGUCAAGGUGGUAGUAAAGAAUUUGAUCCUCUGUCUAGUCAGAGAUCAGCAGGCGACCAACAGAAUAAAGUUAUGUCAUCUUUUGGUAUUUCAAAUGAUGAUCGACCUGGAACUCCAGACAGCAUUUCAAGUAUUGGAUCAUCAUCAAGUAGACAGCAACAACAACAAGGUCCUGGAGUGCCGACACAACAAGGUGGACAGGCACCAUAUACUGCAGGUUCAGCUCCAGGAAGUGGACAAAAGAUUCCUCCCUGGCAACAGCAACAACCUGGCACCCCAACAGCUUAUCAUCAAGGGCCACAAGAGUUCAGUCCAGCACUAAUGUCGGCCCAGACAUUCCCAGCACACAUUGGUAGAGGCCAGAACACAUGGGCAGGAAUAGAAGGACCACAUGAAUUUAAUAGUUAUCAGAGGUCCUUAAUGCAAUCUCAUACGUAUACAGGGCACGAACAUGAACAACAUGAAUCCAGCACCCACACACCUUCACCUCAUCCAAGUUAUGCAGGAGGUGCCCAGCAGCCUCCUCAGCAACAACAACAACAACAUCCUGGCUAUCCUCCUCAGAGCUCACAGCCAGGGACUGUACAGCCACCAACAUCACAAUAUGGACAAGGAUACAGUCAAGCGGGUCAGACUGGGGCACAGCCUGCAGCCCAGCCUGGACAACAGCAACCUGGGUACCAACAGCAGGGAUAUGGGAUGGUGAUGCCACCACAACAACAACAGCCAUUGCCUUCACAGCAGCCGCAAUCACAAGGAGCUCCUGGACCAGUUCCACAGCAGCAGCAGCAACAACAAGUUCCCCAGGGGAGCCCCUAUGGUGGAUACCAACAGCAGGCUCCACAGCCAGGAGCCGGGGCAGCACAAGGACAGGGACCCCCAGGCUCAGGUAACCCAUAUGCGAGUCAUGGACCUAGGUAUGGGGCUGGAUACCCACGACCUGCGGGCAACUAUCCACAAGGAUACCAAUGAAACUGUUUCUAUGAAGAAAGUCAGUUUUUACCGCCACCAUCAAAACAGGUCAGACUAGAUACAGGACAUUUGCACUAUUAUCAAAAUACUUGAUGUCUACAUAACUUUUAUUUAACCUUCAUUCCGCUUGAAAAAUUCAGAGAUUUUAUCUUUGGUCCAGCUGUUUGAGUGAAUAUCACAAAUAUCAGAGUUGGUGAAUAUCACAAAUGUCAACAGUUUGUGAAUAUCACAGAUGUCAGAAGUUCGGGAAAUUACUCAUGUCACAGUUUGUGAAUGUCAUGUUUUGUUAAUGUCAUAAUUUAUAUAUGUCACACUUUGUGAACAUGAAGUGAAAUAACUAAGAUCUGAUGGAAUUGCAGAUAAAAUUCACAAGGAGUUGUGUUGGUGAAAUUAUUAUCUUCAACAAAUUCUUGUAUAAAAAGGAUGUAUAUUUUGUAAUGUGUCUAUAUGUGCUUAUAUAAAGUGUUCAUAUCGUUAAAUUAAAAGAGUUGUAUAUUGACAAUAUGAGGACAGGUGCAGAAAUGCAUUCCUAGGACUAAUUGAAAUGGACUGGGGAUAUAUUUUGACCAAAAAAUGAUUGAUCAAAGAAUUUUGCCAAAAAUUACUGCCGACUUUUACUCUUAUAAUUAUCUGUAAGGAACAUAGCUGGAGCAACGUUGAAACUUUGCAUUGUUUAAUGGGCAGACCUCUAGGUGAAUGGAGAUUUACUACAAGUACACACUUACUCAUUUGAAAUUGCAACUUCUCAAAUAUCUUUGGGUUACUUUGUUCAAAUAGAGCUUAGUUUCAUUUUUACAGCACCCUUUUACUGUGUGAUCCACACAGUAAAGAGACCAUUGCAUGUUUUAUAGACUACAGUGACGUUUCUGCAAGCAAAUACUCAAGAAACCAAACAUAUUGCUGUCUUACAGUUACCUGCAAAUGAAAAUCACUAUUUUCCGAGGCUUGUCCCUUUUUCUUGUUAUAUAAUGUGUUUGGUAAGAUAAAAAAAAUAUAGAAAUAUAAAAUAAAAUGACAAUAUGUAUGCGUGCAAUAGUUAUUUAGUUAUUUUAAGCAAAUAAGUGCCACAAUCAUAAAGGCAUUAUGUUUUUAAAUGUAAAAAAUGUUGAGAACAUUUGUGUUGAAAGGAAAUAUAACAAAUUUUGUAUUUGAAA